CAGCGAUUUUUUUGUUGGUAAACAAAAAUCAGCUGCAAUUAUUUUGAUUCGACGUUCGUAAAUGUUUAAUAACAGGAAAAAUUUCCGUAUAUUUUUCCAUUUAAGUACGCUCAGGGUUGUAACACAAAACAGUAGACAAAUUGCUUCACAAUGAAUUCCGAUGACAAUGGUAGCGAGAAUCCUGUUCCCAACGAAAGUGGCACAUCGAGAGUAAGAACGCAAAGCGAAUGUUCGGCGGCAAGUGACGAUGGGGCUAAUGCACAUUCCGGAAAAAGUGGUAGGCAACGAACAACAUCCCAACAAUUCAUGGUGGCUAGUGGUUUAACGGCUGCGUCUCCUCCAAAAUUUGUCUCGUUAGAAGACAUAAUGAAAGCGGCAAACGGAAUGAAAGAUAUGGCUCUUGUACAUCAAAUAGCAGUCGAUAAAGAUUUUCGAUUGGAACGUGCCGAACCUCCACCGAAUACUGUGGAAAAAGUUGUCAGGGACACGAUGCAUCGGGCGUUUUGGGAUAUAUUAAAAGAGGAAUUAGCCGAAGAUCCCCCCAAUUACACACGGGCGUUUACUUUGUUGGAAAAUAUCAAAGAUGGUUUGUAUGGGGUGCUGCUGUUACCUCAGCAUAUAAAAAUUAAGCAGCAAAUUCAGGAGAUUUUGGAUUCUGAUCUUAUUAAGCAACAGGCGGAAAAUGGUGCUUUAGACUUUAAUCAUUACGCCCAGUAUGUUAUAUCCAUAAUGGAAAAGCUUUGCGCGCCGAUUCGUGAUGAAAAAAUUAAACAACUUAAAGAAACAGUUGACGUUAUUGAAAUCUUUAAAGGAAUUUUGGAAACUUUAGAUUUAAUGGCGCUGGAUAUGGCAAACUUCACAAUUGAAAUGGUGCGACCUGACAUUAUAGCUCAUAGUGUUGAAUUAGAACGAAAAAAGUUUGCUGAUUACCUUGCUGUGCAACCAGAUGGUUUACAACAUACACGUACAUGGCUAUUAAAGCACUUGGCCAACCAUGAUGGGAAUCCGAACGAUCGAGAUCCUACCGCUUUUGUCCGUAAUCUAACCAAGCAAGUGUUCGCCGAAGCCUGUAUUGAACUUUUAGAAUGGAACGGUUUGAACCCCUAUCCUGAGACGUUUUUAUUGGACGAAGGACGACUAUCGGUUUUGGAGUUAUCUCUGAACCGAGUGAUUCUAAUCGGUACCAUUUUAUUAGUAAGCUGCAGCAAUGUGAGUUCCGACCUGCAGUCCCUCGCCUCCUUUAAAGACAAUAUUAAGCAACACGCUUCGAUUUUACUGCAGUCUGUUAGUUCGGAAAAAGAACUACCCGAGGCGCUUUCGAACAUCGCAGUUCAGGUUGUGACGGAUAUUAAACAAGCGCAGGAAGCUCACGGCUUACUGGAGUUAAGCGACGAGUCAGAAAAAUUAUUGAAAGACCAGUUACUCGCGAUUGCGAACAGUGAUCAUAGGAUCCGGCAGUUAGUUCGGCAAAGAGUGAAGGAUUUUCUCCUGCAGAUCAUUUUAUCGUCUACUGCGGCUCUUCAGAAAGUGCCUUCCGGUUUAGCGUCUUUACAAAAGGAGUUAACUAACAUCGCAGGACAGUUCCUAAGAAUUGUUUCCCAUAAUAGCACAGUUUUUUGCAUUUAUUAUACCGAUAUUGUCGCUAACGCAUUGUCUAUCACUGUGUAAUGAAUUUUUGUAACCGGUGAUUGAUAUAAUUAUUGAACACAUUCACAUUUUGAUACUAAUGGUACUGUUUAUAACAUUUUAUAUUGUGGUAGGUGUAAAAUUGUAUUUAAUUGUGAUACUAAUUACCAAAAAGGAGAAGCUAGCAAAACUUGUUAAUUUUGGAAUAAAAAUUCUUUAUCUUUGUAACAUCACCAGCUUGUUAGCUUGUAAUAAAGUUUAGAAAGGGUGUGACUCAUU
Photinus pyralis (common eastern firefly) is the source of this 1905-nucleotide messenger RNA. RefSeq names its product T-complex protein 11-like protein 1. The transcript is spliced from 10 exons. The record is from RefSeq and is a predicted model, not a curated record. Gene Ontology annotation, biological process: signal transduction. NCBI's taxonomy places the organism in Eukaryota, Metazoa, Arthropoda, Insecta, Coleoptera, Lampyridae. Bases 151 to 1668 code for a protein of 505 amino acids.